AUGCUACUGCAAAAUAUAUACGAGAUUUCAAUUUUAUGCAACAAGAUAAGGUUAAUAGUUAACGAACUUGGCAACAACGUAAUUGGAGCGACGACAGUGACCGAUAGAAAUAUUGGCGACAAAGUGUAUGUUUCAAGAACGACGAUAGUGACCGAUAGAAAUAUUGGCGACAAAGUGUACGUUUCAAGAAUGAACUUGAUCCCUCCAGAUUUAGGAUUGUCAUUGAAGUUCCAACAGAAACAAUUUCUAUUAACAGUGUUUAAGAGUCGUAGUGGCCUCAUGGUUCUAAUUCUGGACAAAGACGGCAAUCCAAAGUCAUCAACAACAAAUAUCACUUGA
Molecule: messenger RNA, 339 nt
Organism: Arachis duranensis
Lineage: Eukaryota; Viridiplantae; Streptophyta; Magnoliopsida; Fabales; Fabaceae
Exons: 3
Coding region: 1-339 (112 amino acids)
Source: RefSeq, a predicted model, not a curated record